AUGGGUAACUUCAGUGUCGUCAGGGAAUUUGCUCUGGGAUUUUCUCAUCUCCAUGAAUUUCGGAUCCUCCUGUUUGCUUUGAUCCUAUUGAUAUAUGUGCUGACAGUGCUGGGGAACCUGGCCAUUAUCACCCUCACAUGCCUCAACUCCCGUCUCCACUCACCCAUGUGCUUUUUCCUCUGCAACUUCUCCCUCAUGGAGAUGUUGGUCACCUGCACUGUGGUUCCUAGGAUGCUGGCAGACCUACUGACCACUCGCAAGACCAUGUCUCUGGCAGAAUGCCUGACCCAGUCUUUCUUUUACUUUUCCCUGGGCUCUACCAACUUCCUGAUCCUCACAGUAAUGGCCUUUGAUCGCUACAUGGCCAUCUGCCACCCUCUGCACUACCCAACCAUCAUGAAUGGUCCAGUCUGUAUGAAGCUGGUGGUGGUCUGCUGGGUGGUCGGGUUCCUCUCCAUCAUCUCCCCCACCCUGCAGAAAACCCAGCUCUGGUUCUGUGGCCCUAAUGUCAUUGACCACUACUUCUGUGACUCUGCCCCACUUCUCAAGCUUUCCUGCUCUGACACUCGCCACAUUGAGCACAUGGACUUCUUCCUGUCCUUGGUCUUUGUGCUGGCCACCAUGCUGCUCAUUGUGGUCUCCUACGUCCUCAUCGUGGCUGCAGUGCUGCACAUUCCCUCCUCCUCUGGGCGCCAGAAAGCCUUUUCUACUUGUGCUUCGCACCUCACUGUGGUGGUACUGGGUUAUGGCAGUGCCAUCUUCAUCUACGUGAGGCCAGGCAAAGGCCACUCCACACACUUGAAGAAGUCAGUGGCCCUGUUGACUGCAGUGGUGACCCCAUUCCUCAACCCCUUCAUCUUCACCUUCCGGAAUGAGAAGGUCAAGGAGGUCAUUGAGGAUAUGACCGAAAGGAUCCUCCUCAGAGACCCAGCAGCUCACAGAUGA
This is a messenger RNA of Equus quagga, 945 nucleotides long. RefSeq names its product olfactory receptor 6V1-like. Lineage: Eukaryota; Metazoa; Chordata; Mammalia; Perissodactyla; Equidae. The record is from RefSeq and is a predicted model, not a curated record. Gene Ontology annotation, biological process: G protein-coupled receptor signaling pathway. Gene Ontology annotation, molecular function: olfactory receptor activity; G protein-coupled receptor activity. Gene Ontology annotation, cellular component: membrane.